Molecule: messenger RNA, 1272 nt
Organism: Gavia stellata (red-throated loon)
Lineage: Eukaryota; Metazoa; Chordata; Aves; Gaviiformes; Gaviidae
Gene: NAA60
Product: N-alpha-acetyltransferase 60, NatF catalytic subunit
Exons: 7
Coding region: 19-747 (242 amino acids)
Biological process (GO): N-terminal peptidyl-methionine acetylation
Cellular component (GO): Golgi membrane
Molecular function (GO): histone acetyltransferase activity; protein-N-terminal amino-acid acetyltransferase activity
Source: RefSeq, a predicted model, not a curated record
CGCCCCUCCGAGGCGUGAAUGACAGAGGAGGUGCCCCCGACUGCACUUACGGACGUAAACCUGCGUCUUCUCUGCCACAAUGACAUAGACACAGUGAAACAGCUCUGUGGCGACUGGUUCCCAAUAGAGUACCCUGACUCAUGGUACCGAGAUAUCACUUCCAACAAGAAGUUCUUUUCCCUCGCAGCCACAUAUAGAGGCUCCAUCGUGGGAAUGAUAGUGGCAGAGAUCAAGAGCAGAACAAAGGUGCAUAAAGAGGAUGGAGACAUCCUAGCUUCCAAUUUUCCUGUGGACACUCAAGUUGCUUACAUCCUAAGUCUUGGAGUGGUGAAGGAGUUCAGAAAACAUGGAAUAGGUUCGCUCUUGCUUGAAAGUUUAAAAGACCAUAUAUCAACAACAGCCCAAGAUCACUGCAAAGCCAUCUACCUGCAUGUCCUCACCACUAACAACACAGCAAUAAACUUCUAUGAAAACAGAGACUUUAAACAGCACCACUAUCUUCCCUAUUAUUAUUCCAUCAGAGGGGUCCUCAAAGAUGGCUUUACCUACGUCCUGUACAUCAAUGGCGGCCAUCCACCCUGGACAAUCUUUGACUACCUACAGCACAUUGGAUCAACACUAGCCAGCCUGAGCCCGUGUUCAAUUCCCCAGAGGAUAUAUCGACAAGCCCAGAGCCUUCUCUGCAGCCUUCUGCCCUGGUCUGGCAUUUCUGCCAAGAGCGGCAUCGAAUAUAGCCGGACGAUGUGACUGGAUCGGAAGAUGUACAAAAAGCUGCGGAUUGUUCUUCCUUUCAUCUCCUGAACCAUCUGGCUCUGCACUGAUUCCAGUGAUGACGGCGCUUGGUCAGUGACCCAGCCCCUGGACAGGACUCCUUGUUCCACAGGUUGACCGAGAUUUGGCAGACUUCACACCUGACGGGCUGCAGCCCUGACUUACCCCCUUGGCCUGGAGCCUGCGAGCGCUGCCUGGGCAGGCCUGGCUGUCGUGCGAGGCAUCUGGCUGUGCCGUAGCUGAGGGCCCUUUGUGUCACCGGUAUGUGUGCAUGUUGCACUGUCCCCGCCACUUCCCUUGCCUCUGGUUUGCUCCUAUUCGUAUACGUGAUGUAGAGGGGUUCAGUUGCUGCUUCCACACCAUGGCUACUGAAAGCAGCGUGAAUGAGGUUAACGAAUCUGUGCUGACCAAUCAUGUAAAUGAGCUGUAAGCCGCUGGCAGGCCACUGCUGGCAGAAUAUAGUCAUGCCCUUGUUGCCAGGGAAGGGGGAGCCGGGCGUGG